AUGAGUGAUGAUGCAGGUGAAGUUGAAAAACCAAAGGGAAGGAUUUUUGAGAAAUUAGGGGUCUGCACCCAACUUCAGUUCAUUAGAUUUCUGUUGAAUUCAGUACCAGCAGGGAAGGAAUCAAAACUCUUCAUUAAGGACUCAAAAUUUGAGCAUGUGCCAGUCAGGAUUUACCAACCAAAAGCUCCAGCUACUGAGCUAAGAAGAGGAAUACUCUACCUGCAUGGAGGAUGUGCAGUGAUUGGAACAAAAAGAACUUACGAACGAGUAUGCCGUUACCUUGCUCGAGAAAGUGAUUCAGUGGUUGUCUUUUUAGAGUUUCGAUUAGGUCCUGAGCACCAGCAUCCCGCUCAGUUGUCAGACUGCCUCGCUGGCACUAUAUAUUUUAUGAAGAAUGCUAAAGAUUAUGGAGUGGAUCCUACCCGUAUUAUCCUUAUGGGAGAAAGCAGCGGAGGGACACUUUCUGCCUUUGUCUGCCGAGAACUGGUGAAAAAAAUGUAUGUCCCAAAAAUUAGAGCUCAAAUCUUGUUGUACCCCUUUCUCCAAAUACUAAACCUGUCACUGCCUGCCCAUCAGCAAAAUCGAUUUGGUCCUGGCUUGACCAUAAAACGGGCUGCGAAGCUUGCUUUUACCUAUCUGAAUGAGGACUUUUCCAGCCUAGAAGACCUACUGAACAAUGCCCAUGUUCCUGAGAACAUGAAGAUGCAAUUCAAGAAAUGGAUUAGUGCAGACCUCAUCCCAGAAAAAUUUAAAGCUCGAGGAUAUAAGCCCCCAUCUCCAGUUCCCUUUUCAAAAGAAUUGUAUCAAAAAGUCAGACUGUAUGAUGAAACAAUGAGCUCACCCAUUCAAGAUGACGAUGCUAUUGUAAAACAGCUCCCUGAGACAUACAUUUUGACUUGUGAAUAUGACAUAUUUAGAGAUGAUGGGCUGCUGUACAAGAAACGGCUAGAAGAUAACAACAUCCCUGUGACCUGGAACCAUCUGCAAGAUGGAUUCCACGGAUUUGCAUUGUUUCUUGACACUGGGCUUGCUGAAUUUUCAUGCACAAAAGCAGCAUUUGAGGAACUGAUUCACUUCAUUAAAAAAUUAUAAACAAGGUGAGAGUUCUGGAUUUUGCACUUAGAUGUGGUUGAACAAUGUUCUCCGCAGUUCUCUCAUACACAGUGAUUCCACCAUCUUUCUCCUUCUCAUAUUGAACUGUAAAGUUGUUUCUGCACGUCAUGGGAUA
Sceloporus undulatus (fence lizard) is the source of this 1228-nucleotide messenger RNA. RefSeq names its product arylacetamide deacetylase-like 4. Gene Ontology annotation, cellular component: membrane. Lineage: Eukaryota; Metazoa; Chordata; Lepidosauria; Squamata; Phrynosomatidae. The transcript has 4 exons. The record is from RefSeq and is a predicted model, not a curated record. The coding region runs from base 1 to 1092 and encodes 363 amino acids. Gene Ontology annotation, molecular function: carboxylic ester hydrolase activity.